AACCUCUUUUGGACCCAAACAAGUGAUUUGUCAGUAAAGAAAAGCUCAUCUUUAUUGACGGCAUCGUCAAAUUUUUUGUGUUUUGGUAAUAUUGUAUAUGUAUGGUAGAUGUUGGCUCUCGAGUGGAGCAAGUAGUCGAUAGAUAGAUAAAUUUUUAUGAAUUAACACAUUGGGAACACAAAUAAAUAUUAACGAAAAAAACAUAAUUAAAUUAACAGUAACGGUAGAGAGGGCGCUCAGGUGCGGCGUAGCCAAAAUAUAUGGAGUGGAAGCCGCAUUGAGACAGCAGCUGUCGACUGCGCAGUCGUGACGCAGUUGAUCGUGUGUACAGGUCGCACAGUCUCCGGCUGAACAGCAAUAGCAAGAGCAGCGGUUGCUGGCUUCGAAGCGCCGAGUUCGGUUCAGCUGCAUUUCAGCUUUGUUUUUCAUCUUUCGCUGUAGGAAACUUUCGGUUUUUAGUUUGUUUGUUUCAGUCACUUCGACGUGUUGUAUUGCAAUAUGAUUGUAAUUUGCAUAUUCAUUUCGUUGACAAUCGUUUCGGCGUUGAAUUAUGUUAAGACGCGUAGGAAACGUGCGCUCAUUACGAAUCUAAGUGGACCCUUGGCGCUGCCGCUAAUCGGUUCGGUGCAGAAGUUCUUGCUGCUUACGCCAAGAAAUUUUCUCGUCAAGUCACGCAAUUAUCUCAACAAGUUCGGCACCUUCUCGCGUUGCUGGGUCUUCGAUCGGCUCUUCAUCCUCACCGCCGACUACGAGUUUGUCACACAACUGCUACACAGCGCAGAUCAUUUGAAUACAGGCUACAACAAUCUGUUGCAACCGGUCUACGGUGUGGGAAUUUUGAGACGAGAUGCCGACGAAUGGCAAAAACGACGUCAGUUGAUCACGCAUGCGUUGCACCUACAGAGACUGAGUGAAUUUGCGAAGGUAUUUGCAGCACAAACACAAUUAUUGGUGGAGCGCCUACGCGAAGAAAGUGAUGGUAAAAGCAACUUCGAUAUACAACCAUAUGUGCAGAGAGUGGUGCUCGAUGUGCUCAUUGAAACUGCAGUGGGCGUGGAGAGCAAAGAGCAGUGUGCGCAAGCGCAGCCGGUGUAUGGAGAGUAUACGCAAACUGUGUUGGCGCUCAUCGAGCUUUUUAAGUCGCGUUUUCUUAGCUUACAUUCCGCGAAUGGCACAAUCUACAGCAUACUUUGUCCGCUGCUGAAGCGACGACAGCAGCGGCUAUUGAAGACGCUCAACCGCAUAAAUACCGAAUUGAUUUUAGAGCAACGUGCAGCCUCUAAAACAGCGCCAACGACUGAUAAGUCCAAUGUCGCGAUCUAUACGAUUCAAGUGCAUGAGUCACACAACGAAACUGUGCCGCUGCGGUUUGACACACUUUUGAAACAGCUGCUUGCUGCGGAAAUCACCGGCGAGCCGCUGAGUAAUGCGGAGAUCUGUGAAGAGCUGAAUACCUUCGUCUUUCAAGGUUGCCUACUAACACCGGCGGCGAUCUCAUUUGCGCUUGUCGCGAUCUCACGACAUCCGAGCGUACAACAAAAAGUACUCGAGGAAUUACGAAGCGUGUGGCCGAAGGGUACGCCGUGCAUCUGCACGCUGGAGAAUUUAAUGAAGCUGAAAUAUUUGGAGUGUGUUAUCCAGGAGACGAUGAGACUGUAUCCUCCGCAGCCGAUUAUAGCGCGCGAUCUCAAGCAAAAUUUCAGUUACACACAUUCAAAGGUCAAGGACGGCGUUUUACCCGCCGAAUCGGAAAUCUAUAUAAAUGUCUUUGAAAUGCUGCGUCAACCUGAAAGCUUCGUAGAUCCUGCAUGUUUUCGCCCGGAGCGCUUUAGUUGUGCCGAAAAUACAGACAUGCUUGCCUGGGGUCUCGGUCCACGGAACUGUGUGGCGCGAAAAUACACCAUGCUGCUGAUGAAAUCUGUGAUUGCGCAUUUAUUACUAGCCUAUGAAGUACUGCCUCUUGGCGCGGAGCUCUGUUUGGAAGUGAAAAUCAUUUUGUGUUCCUCGAGUGGUUGGCAAGUGGCGCUAAGGUCGCGCGAUGAUUAGUUUUAUAGGUUCUCAGUAUUUUUUUUUAAAGUAGGGGUACUUGGGGGUUUUAUAAUAUAUAAUAUAUGCAUUUAAUAAUAAAAUAUUUAUAAACACGUAC
This is a messenger RNA of Bactrocera oleae (olive fruit fly), 2146 nucleotides long. Its product is annotated as probable cytochrome P450 316a1. The record is from RefSeq and is a predicted model, not a curated record. Lineage: Eukaryota; Metazoa; Arthropoda; Insecta; Diptera; Tephritidae. Gene Ontology annotation, molecular function: monooxygenase activity; heme binding; iron ion binding.